CCUCCUCUCCGUCCCUCUGUAGUCUCAUUCCGUGUCUCUCUCUCCAUCAGCAGCGGUCUGGAUGCUUGCAGGGACAGAAACAUGGCUGUGAAUCUCGGCAAGAACAGACUGGCCCUGCUGACCGCCUACCAGGACGUCAUCGACGAGACCUCGGACACCGACUGGGCUCUGUACACGUACGAGGACGACACCAAUGAUCUGUGUCUGGCUGCUUCAGGAGGAGGCGGUCUGCCAGAGAUCACGCUGACCUUCGACAGCGGGAGGGUGAUGUACGGUUUCUGCAGCCUGAAGGAGCCCAACUCAGCCCUGCCACGAUUCAUCCUCAUCAACUGGGUUGGAGAUGAUGUUCCCGAUGCCAGGAAGUGUGCGUGUGCGAGCCACGUGGCGACCAUCGCUGACUUCCUCCAGGUCAGACCGACCACGGGGGUGGAGGUCAUCGUCAACGCCAGCAGUCUGGAAGACAUCGACCCAUCAGCCAUCGGGCAGCGGCUGACCAACGGGACGGUGGCGGCGGCGAGUCCGGUGCUGAACCGUCUGAGAACCCGAGAGGAAGGACCCGACGUGGGCACGGUGUACGAGAAGACCAACGCAGAGGUGGAGAUGAAGAAGAUCAACAGGGAGGAGUUUUGGGAGCAGGCCAAGCGAGAGGAAGAGAUCCGGAAGGAGGAGGAGAAGAAGAAGGCGACGGAGGAGCGGCAGCGCUACGAGGAGGAGCGGAUGGAGCUGGAGAGGAAAGAGCAGGAGAACCGAGAGAAGAGGUACCGAGAGAGGGAGCAGCAGAUCGAGGAGCACAGGAAGAAGCUUCAGGAGGAGGAAGAGGCCAGAGAGAGGUUGCAGAAUCAGAUCAAGCUUGCUGCAGAGGCGAGCAGCGACGACCUGAACCUGGACAAGAAGGAGUCCGAGGUGGAGGAGGCGAAGGCCAUCAUCGCUCAGCGGUCAGGAAACCCUCGAGAGUUUUUCAAGCAGAAAGAGAGAGCGAUGACCUUCAGCUGCGACACCUCGCCCGUCUCCAUCCACAGGAGCGGCCGUUUGGACAGCCCGUUCUUGAGGCAGCAGCACAGUCCCAGCAGCCCAAGUCAGACUCCCCCAACCCGGGGCACGUCACCCCUCCGCACCCAGCCACACGCACGGACGCAGCCCGCCGCUGCAGCCGCGAGCACAGACCGAAACAUGGCUGCUGUGUCGCCCAUACCCAAAAUAGUCACCACGCCAAUCAAAGAAGACUUCCGCAGAGACGAGGACGACUGCAGAGAUGAGUGGGAUUCGGUGCCAAAGCAGGAUCAGAAACCACCUGUCCAGGAGUCCACGCCCACCAAACCUGUUCAGAGUGUCGCCCCACAGUCCCGGGACUCGUCCAACUUCUCCGUGUGGGAGUCCGGGACAGACAGCCUGGUCAACCUGUGGGACAGCAGCUCCGGCCCUCCCCCCAACACCUCCAAUCUGGUGGACCUGAUGGGUGACGUCCUGCCCAGCAGCGCCGCCGCUAGCGGCCGGCCUCAGCCCCUCCUCAGCUUUGACGAGAUGAUGGACGGGACCUUAUGCUCAGGCACCGGCGCCGAGGACGAACCCACCAGUCUGGUGGACGUGACCGCCUCUGACCAGAUGACCCCCAGCUACCAGCAUGCACUGCAGCACGCGUCUGGGGAUGGGCAGGAACUGGAGGACGUAAAGCGGCUAAUGACCAACGGUGAGGCGCUGCUGAAAGAGGGGACUCAGGCAAGUGAGGGCUAUUUCAGCCAAUCACAGGAGGAUGAAUUUGGCCAAUCAGAGGAGUCCUCGGCUAAACCUGCACCUGUCUUUUAUAACAAGCCACCAGAGAUUGACAUCACGUGCUGGGACACGGACCCCGUUGACGACGAUGACGACUAACCAACCAAUCAGCAACACCGACCACCGGACCAAGAGGAAGUAGGAAGUGCGCUUCAAGAAGAAACAGAUUUUUUUGUAAAAAAAAAAAACGAAACACAAAGAAACAAAAAAAAAAAACAAACGUGGUAAUAAUC
Messenger RNA from Labrus bergylta (ballan wrasse), 2003 nucleotides. RefSeq names its product drebrin 1 (gene dbn1). The record is from RefSeq and is a predicted model, not a curated record. Gene Ontology annotation, biological process: positive regulation of axon extension; regulation of actin filament polymerization; positive regulation of dendritic spine morphogenesis. NCBI's taxonomy places the organism in Eukaryota, Metazoa, Chordata, Actinopteri, Labriformes, Labridae. Gene Ontology annotation, cellular component: dendrite; cortical actin cytoskeleton; actin filament. Gene Ontology annotation, molecular function: actin filament binding.